GGGAGUUGCCUGCAUGUACUCCGACGUAUUCACCGGCACACUUCAUUGUGCAAACAUGCUUUUAGGUACUUCCUGCCACAGCAACUCUCUCCCGGCCCUGGUGCGGACCCCUACGCUUAUGAUGCAGUCCAGUCUGGAUAUGAAGUCCUUCAUGUCUUUUCCGGUGGACACCUCGUCAGCAGUGGGACUUUUCCCCAACUUCAACACAAUGGACCCUGUGCAGAAGGCUAUAAUAAAUCACACAUUUGGAGUGUCCAUUGCUCCAAAGAGAAAGCAAGUUAUUUCCUGCAACAUCUGCCAGCUUCGCUUUAACUCAGACAGCCAAGCCGAUGCACACUACAAAGGCAGCAAACACGCCAAGAAGCUCAAAGCGCAGGACACCCCAAAAUAUAAAUUCCUGAAAAACAACAGCGUAGCCAGCCAGGACGGAGGAACACAUAUCAUGCCCUCUGCCACCACCACCUCUUCUGCCUCCAUCUCCUCUUCCUCCAGUAUUGCUAUCACUGCCUGCGGCUCUGAACAACCAGAAAAAAGAAGAUCAUUUCCAAAUGGUCUCUGCACACUGGCAUCUUCAAAACCAUUAUUCCCAGCAGCUGGGCUGGCGUUAGUGCCCUCACCUAGCCUGUCUAAGCCUCUGUGUGAGCCUAUGCCUGCCAGUCCAGCCCCAGAGAUGCCAAGACCCACCCUCACCAUGAAAAACAGCAAUAAACCAAGCCCAGCGCCUGAUGCCCCUUCCUCCUGCGAACCUUCGCAUGAAUCAGAGGAGGAGAAGGCCAAGAAACUCCUUUACUGUUCGCUAUGCAAAGUAGCUGUUAACUCCCUGUCCCAGCUAGAGGCUCACAACACAGGUUCCAAGCACAAAACAAUGCUGGAGGCGAGGGAUGGAGCAGGGCCCAUCAAGGCUUAUCCCAGGCCAGGGGCCAAGCUUAAAGUCCAAGCCACCAUCACCAAAGGCUCAGGCUUGCAGAACAAGACGUUUCACUGUGAAAUCUGUGACGUCCACGUCAACUCAGAGAUCCAGCUCAAACAGCACAUUUCCAGCAGAAGACAUAAAGACAGAGUGGCUGGAAAACCCUUGAAGCCUAAAUACAGUCCUUACAGCAAGCAGCAGCGCAGCAGCACCACCACCACCCUGGCAGCUAAACUGGCAUUCCAGAAGGACCUAGUGAAGCCCAUGCCUCAGGCUUUCCUCUCCUCCAUUUCCCUCCACCCGCGACCCAACACCUCCAUCUUUCAGGCAGCCAGCAUCCCUGCCUCUUUCAUGCAAGCAGCUCCGGGCCCCAUCCGGCCCACAGCAGGGUCGAUCCUCUUUGCUCCUUAUUGAGCUUUGACCCACCACACCAUCUGAACACCUGAGCUCAGAAAGAGGUCCAGCUCUUGUCCAAGAGGUCCAGCUCUUGCACAAUGUCCAUUAUAGGGCAUCCUAAUUCACAAGCAGUUGGUGUCAGGUUGUUCCUCAAAGAGCUCUGAGAAGUGUAUUGGAGAUACAUAGCCCCUUCGAUGCUGUUGCCAUCGCAACGUUCACAUUGGGCCAGUUGGGAUUGCCGAUCUUGAAACGAUAACAUGUUUUUCCUAAACCUGCUAAACUUGAGGGGAGUAUCAAGCGGACUACGUCCUGAUUGACUUGAAUCACUGCAGAAGUUUGACUCAAUGUAAAGAGUCAUGUACAUUGUCCAUAUUAGGACAUACUCAGUGUCACUUGGUGUCACUUGGUGAGUAAAAAUUGGUCAGUUCAAAUUUGCGGUAGUGUAGGAGAAGGUGCAGUGUUAUUUCAGAAGAAGGGGGUUAACUGGUCUCCAGUGUUUUUGGUAAGGUGCAGAUAGCUAUGGGGAUGCAGUGUCAUGAUUGGAUUCGAGUCAGUCUUCAGUAAUUUGAGCGAAGUUUUUUCUUUUUUCUUACUUCUGUAUCCUGAACAUCUGUGACCACAGUUCUUUGCUUUCUUUUCCAGCAAAACCUUUUUUUUCCCUUUUCCUUUGAAUUCAUUGUUGUUAUAAAUGAAACAGUCUUUCCAAUGACAAAAAGGAGAAUUGCACAUUCACGGUGACCCGCCUGUUGUCUGGCAGGGGUGACAUAGGCCUUUGAUUUCUAUGUGAUGUCUUUGUUUUUGUCCGGGCACUUUUUUUGUGACCCCUUUAUUGCAAUAAUGUAAAGAGUUUAAGAUACAUCUAUAUACAAUAUUAUGUAAGAUAGACAGAGAGUAAUACAAAACUGAGCUCAGGCACACAUUGCAGUUUGGAAAGUUUUAGAAAUGUAGCUAAUGCGCUUAUAUAAAGCAGCAUUUUGUUUGCAUACAUAGUGUCCAUAGUACUUAAAAUAAAACUGUUAAAUCAUAGGAAUGUUAUAGUUGUAUUGUUGGCUAAAGAUCAACAUUUUAGAACUUCCAACUUUUAAUGAUACAGUGAGAUCCUUUGAUAUGCAAGUUGUUUAAAUAUUUGUAAAUUUCGAGUGAUAUUGUAUAAGGUUAACACUGCUACAACAAUAGCAGGGUUCAACCUGUGGUGUUUCCAUAUAAGGACAGCUUUUGUCUCAGUAGGACUUCAGCUAUCCCAAUAUAUACCCAGUGAAACAGAGUUAGUUGCAAUAGAUGGCAGCAAGUUCCCUUUAGGUCAGUCACUCAGAACAACAACACUAUGGGUUUGCACUCAUUAACUGAACAGUGAUAGCAUCACUCUAAAUAAAAUACCCUUCGACUUUCCUUUCACUUCUUUCCACCCAGCCAGAUGCCUUUAUUGUCCAAAGGACUGGCAAUUGUCCAGUGGUUGAUGGGCAGUUCAUUACCUUAUGUUGUAGAGUGGAUGAGUAUUAUCUGGUCCUUCUCUCUGAACGGAGAAAAUUCAGGAUUUGUGUUAGUAUCCUCCCUCCUGUCCAGCUAACAUCAAAUAGCAGUCUACCUUUUUGUUCAGACUUUCUUCAUGAGCUGAAAUUAAUCUGGGCAUGUCCUGGGUCUGCAAAAAGGAAAUUAUCCAGCCCUAUCAAGUUAUAGGGGAAUGGAACAUGCAGGUCUCAUGAGGUUGGCCCCAGGUGGACAGGAGGUUGGCUUUUUACCUGAUGCACACUGCAAACUAGAGGGUGCACCAGACCCCUUGAUUCCUAAAAAGCAAUGUGUUGAAAGAGAAUAUUCAAAAUUAUUGUCAGCUAUGGUUAAACAUUUCAAGGUUGUGCAGAGUUGUGGUCAAGUGGUAUUGCACAAGCUGGGUUCAUUAGCCAUCUCCACCCGAUUCCUUCAGUCAAAAGAAACAAAUAUAAAUAAUUAGUAGUGACUGUCAACUCUCCUUUGAAAAUAAAAACCGGUUCCAGACCAGGAUAGACAGGUGUUUGAAGACCAGGUGAUGUCCUCCAACAGGUUUUUUGGUUCAACCACUGAUUAAUUUGCUCUCUCCUUCCAAUAGAGAAAGUGUAUGCUCUUCAUCAGAUCUCAGAAUCCCAAGAUGGUUUGGAUGGCAGCUAUUUCUUGGUUUCCGAUGGAGCAUUCUAAAAUUACGUUCCCUCAAAAAGGUAUCUCAGAUUCUACAAAUUCAUGAUGCUUACAGAGGGCUACUAUUAGUCUGUGUCCCCAAUAUUCACAUCAGCUGUUUUAUCGGACACAUACCGUGGUUAUAGGAAGCCACCACCCUUUUUUAAAAUGUUUACCUUUUGAUGACUUACAACCUGAAAUGAAAACGCAUAAAAUCAGAUUUUCAGACAGCAACACAUAAAAUCCAAAUGAAAAUCUAAUUUAAAACAGUAAAAUGCCCUCUUUGGAUAAGUGAACACCCCCACUUUGAAUUGCAAUUGCAAACUUGCUGAGGUAUAACCACAAAAAUAGCUAAUUGGCUUCCAUCUGGGAUCAGUUGUAGUUAUUUUGAUUAGUUCAAAAUAUAAGCAGUUGUUCAGCACUGCUUAGAGGUCUCCACUGUUUAGUAGGGCAAUUCAAAGCAAUUAAUCCACUAUGGGCGGAAAGGCACUUUCAAAAGAACUGAGAUAUAGUUGUGAAAAGUCACAGGUCUACAGAACCCUGAAGUUUUUGAUGCUGCAUCAUUACGUUAUUAUUGUAAUUUUGAGAUUACUAUCUCAUAAUAACCAAAAUAACUUCG
Molecule: messenger RNA, 4073 nt
Organism: Esox lucius (northern pike)
Lineage: Eukaryota; Metazoa; Chordata; Actinopteri; Esociformes; Esocidae
Product: zinc finger protein 385B
Exons: 8
Coding region: 14-1324 (436 amino acids)
Cellular component (GO): nucleus
Molecular function (GO): nucleic acid binding; zinc ion binding
Source: RefSeq, a predicted model, not a curated record